UACAACUCCACUCCGCCCAAUUACGACGAGACACCCGGGCCGUGAGAUGAUAGUAAAAAAAACAGGUACCUAAUAGGCAAGGCAUACCUACCGAGCAACCGGCGCCAUGAGCAUCAAAUCGGAUACUGUACCGGGCACCCCGCCCUCCGCUCCGCCCGGCCCAGCAGCAACACCCGCACCAGCAGCAACAUCUCCUACACCAACCAAGCGAACAUGGUACCACACAACCCUCUCCAACGCCUUCGUAAUCGGCGCCGUCGGCUUCCUCGCCCCGGGGCUCUGGAACGCCAUGAGCAACCUCGGCGCGGGCGGCGCUCAGGAACCGUACCUCGUCAACGCCGCCAACGCCCUCGUCUUCGGGAUAAUGGGCCUUCUGUGCCUCUUCGGCGCGCCCCUCGCAAACCGCAUCGGGCUCUCGCGCACCCUCUUCCUCGGCGCCGUCGGCUACCCCGUCUACUCCGCCGGCCUGUACGCGAACAACCGGUUCGGCAACACGUGGCUCGUGCUCGUCGGCGCCGUCGCGUGCGGGUUCAGCGCCGGGCUUUUCUGGGCGAGCGAGGGCGCCGUCGCCCUGGGGUACCCGGAGCCGGGGAAGCGGGGGCGGUACCUGAACAUCUGGCUGUGGUUCCGCACGGGCGGGCCCCUGGUCGGCGGCGCGAUCGUGCUCGCGCUGAACCACGACGCCGGCGCCAAGGCAAAAGGAAAAGUGGGCUACGAGACGUACCUGAUCUUCAUCGCGCUGCAGUGCGUGGCGGCGCCCCUGGCGCUCGCGCUGUCGCCGCCGGAGAAGGUGCAGCGGGCCGACGGGUCCAAGGUCGUGAUCCGGGGCGAGGGGUCGAUGAGGGCGGAGGUGAGGGCGCUGUGGGUUGCGUGCAAGCGGAAGGACAUCGUGCUGCUGCUGCCGAUCUUCUGGGCGGCGUACUUCAACCAGUACAGCGGCAACUUCCAGUCGUACUACUUCGGCGUGCGGGCGCGCGCGCUGACGGGGUUCAUCGUGAACCUGAGCUCGCUGCUGUCGUCGCAGCUCGUGAGCGCGCUGCUCGACUACAAGGAGCUGAGGGUCAAGCAGCGCAUUGUGUACGGGUACUGGUGGGUUUUUCUGCUGCACGUGGUCGCCUGGACGUAUGGCUGGGUUAUCCAGGAGAAGUACACGCGCAACCCGCCGGCGUAUGAUUGGGAGGAUAAGGGGUUUGUGGAGGGGUUCUUCGUGCUGCUGCUUUGGGAUUUUGCUCGGCAGGCAUUGCAGAAUUGGCUUUACUACCUCGUCGCCAGCAAGACGGAUAACAUCUCUGAAUUGACACGGUUCUCGGGGAUUCUCAGGGGCCAAGAGAGCUUUGCCCAAGCCGUUAGUUUUGGACUGAACACCCAGAAAUGGGUUGGUGGGCGUGUUCCUCUAGCCGUGAAUACUAUCUUACUAGGACUCGCGGCAUUCCCUACCUGGCUCGUCAUUCGCGACUUUACGCCUGUCGAGGAUAGUAAGGCUGACCAGAUAGAAGAUGUACUUGUCGAACCUCAAUCUUUGAGUGCUGAGGAAAAGGGGACGUUUGUUGUUGGGAGAAUAAGCGUCGGGAGAGAUGCGGCAUUGUGAAGAACUUACCUCGGUAUUCAUACUACCUACUAGUAGUAUAAGCUACCUAGGUUAGGUAGGUUGAAAUCGAAAUACACUAGUAUAGAACUAUCAUAUUUGAUUU
Molecule: messenger RNA, 1691 nt
Organism: Hypoxylon fragiforme
Lineage: Eukaryota; Fungi; Ascomycota; Sordariomycetes; Xylariales; Hypoxylaceae
Product: MFS general substrate transporter
Exons: 3
Coding region: 107-1588 (493 amino acids)
Biological process (GO): transmembrane transport
Molecular function (GO): transmembrane transporter activity
Source: RefSeq, a predicted model, not a curated record